Oryzias melastigma (Indian medaka) is the source of this 3863-nucleotide messenger RNA. It is a transcript of the gene msantd2, whose product is annotated as myb/SANT-like DNA-binding domain-containing protein 2. The transcript has 4 exons. Lineage: Eukaryota; Metazoa; Chordata; Actinopteri; Beloniformes; Adrianichthyidae. The coding region runs from base 244 to 1866 and encodes 540 amino acids. The record is from RefSeq and is a predicted model, not a curated record.
CUUUCUGACUCCCUCAAAUCUGUAGGUUUGAAGUUCCUGCGGUUGUUUUUGUGGAUGAGAAAUGAUUAAAGCAACAAACUGCUUUGCUUUACUGAUCAAACAUCCCUGUCUCCUGGAAAAGAAACCCAGCACAUCUGCAGCACGCACGAGGCACGCUGAAGCAAGCGCGCCUUUAGCCACGCCUCCUUACGUACCGCGCAGUACGUCACUUUCCCUCCCCCUGGCCUUAGCAACAGAGGAAACAUGGCGGCGUCCGGCAACGCAGAGCAUUCCCCGGAGAUAACAAGGCCGCUGAAGAUCCCCAAAACCGAGGUGCCAUCUCCCGAGUCGGAGGAUUUGAGCGACAGUAACCAGUGCCAGUCCAACCCGUCCACGCCGAACCGCUUCUCCCCUCUGAACGUGGGCUCCGGGACCGCGAGCCGCCCGGCGGCCUCAUCCUCCUCCAACAGCUUCACUGCUUGCAGAGGGAUGUCAUGGACGCCCUCCGAAACGAACGCCCUCAUCGCGGUGUGGGGCAACGAGCGGCUGACGGAGGCGAGGAUGCAGCAGCUGGAGGUGGCCGGUACCGUGUUCUCCGGGAAGGCCCCCGGUCCCGCCAUGUACGAGCGGGUGUCCAGAGCCCUGUCGGAGCUGGGCUACGAGAGAACCCCGUCCCAGUGCCGGGAGAGGAUGAAGACUCUCCGGCGCUGCUACAGCCGCGUGAAGGAGCACGGGAUCGGCAAACGGAAGAGCAGCUACACGCUGGAGCAGCUGGAGAAGGUGUUCGGUCAGGGAGGCUGGGACUCCCAGACCUGCGCCCCAGUGCUGAUCAACAGCAGUGGACUGUAUCAGGAGAUGGAGUCUGACGGCAGCACUCUGGAGGAGUUCUCUCAGGAGGACUGGUGCAACCAGGUCCUGGACUCGGCUUUCCACGAGGGAGACAUGGAGGGGGACCUCCAGCUGUCUAGAAACAGACUUCUACACAUACAAGCAGAGCUGUCUGAUCAAAGCCAGAAGAGGGACACCAUGCAGACUGUGAUCCGCAUCCUGGAGUCGGUGCAGCUUCAGUGGGAGCACUUCCAGACAUGGACUGAGUUUUCCCGACUCCACCUCUCCAACAAGCUGGCAAUCUUUGGCGUGGGGUACAACACGCGCUGGCGCGAGGACGUCCGGUACCAUUACGCCGAAAUCAGCUCGCAGGUGCCGCUGGGUAAAAGGCUGCGCGAGUACUUUAACCCGGAGAAGCCGGAGGGCCGCGUCAUCAUGACCAAAGUUCAGAAAAUGAACUGGAAGAAUGUUUACUACAAGUUCCUGGACAUCACCAUCAGUGAAGCGCGCUGCCUGGAGCUGCACAUGGAGGUAGACUGGGUCCCUGUGACGCAGUCCAGGGCCACAGGAAGCAGCAAAGCCGCCUCCCACUACCUCCUGCCCGGGGACAUCCCCAACACCUACGGACUAUACGCCAUCGGCUUUGAGUCUGUCGUGGGCAGCGCCGCUCACGCCUCACCUCACACCGACGGCGAGGACCAGCUCCGGUGCGAGUCGGAAAACGGAGGUCAGAUCAGCUCCAGGACCGGGGAGAAGGUCACGUACUGCUACCUGGGCAUCGCCGAGGACAGAACCAUCCAGCAGUGUCUGGCACAGCACUUUCAGGGUUCCGGGAAGCUCCUGUUCCGCGGCGAGUCCUCCGCCGUGACGCGCUUCCUGCAGGAGAACUGCAGCGGCACCGCACCGAGCCCGGACGGCGGCGAGGCUUCGCAGCGCUUCGCUGUUUACGUAAAGUUCAUCGAGGUGGAGCUGGACUUCCUCUCAGCCGGGUCGCUGGUGGAGUGCCUGGAAACUGCCGUCGGUUAUCCUUUGAAGUACAACUACAAGAAAACGUUGUAGCGGACGGCGUGGGCGGAACUUUUUUGGUUAGCGCCGCUGUCCGAUAACCGGAGUGUGGAGCAGCUAACCUGAUCCAGCGGCCCAAGGCUGCUGGAUCAGGUUAGCUUCUCUACACUCCGGUUGCUCUUGGGUUUGGAAAUGCAGCCUCCUGUAGAUGUUCUGGAGCUGAAUUUUCUGAAAGUCAAAACAAAAUGUGCCACCUUUAUGCACUUCCGUAGAAGUCCGUUUGUUCGUCCGCUCAGCUUGUCCGCGGGGGGGUCGGCAGUAUCCGUCUGUCUACCUCAGUGGGAUGAAAAACAGGGCGGAGCCUUGAUUUGUUCUCUACUGCCUUUACUUUGUUGUUUAAGUCUGAAACUGAGUCCAGUGCGUCGGAUGGAGUUUGCACUUUCACCGGGCCGACAGCCAGCAAUGCUUUCUCACACACACAACAGGGAUGACAGCCAGGCCCAAGUGGCUCCGCCCCUUCACUGGGAACGCCGGCACAUAAGCUGAUUUUGGUCAGGCUGACCGAACCACUACUUGAAAAUAGGGGUGUAACGGAUCACGGAUAAUCCGCGGUCCGUACGGAUCAGAAGCCACGGUUCGGGACACGUGUGUACCGCGGACUGCUCCAACCCCCACCCCCCGUGCACACACACCUUGCGUGUGUUUUUCUAAAGUAGAUGCAGACAGCGCACGCGGUUUCUAAUGUAACAAACACAUGGACUUUAAGGGCGGUAACGGCUGUAACCUGUCCAAACACCGCGCUAAAAUACAUGAAACUCUAGCGGAGAGGCGCUGACGUAAAUGAGACGUCUAGCGGUGUUAUUGAUCCAACAGGUAAGUGUGCUCACUGUUCACACGUGGAGCACGUGACUGAAGGUUUGAUUAUUUAAGAAAAGUGAAGGAAAUUAAAAGGUAAAAUAUGGAUACUGGCACUGUAAAAUAAUGAACAAUAAACAAUGAUAACAGCCUGAACAUUAAUAUUAUGCCUCAAUAAUAAUAAAUUAUCUGACAUCAUGAGUAAAAUGAAUUAAAAUGCAGCAUUAUGAAUUUUUAUUUCCACAGUUUUUGUUCUUUGAAGUGAGAAGUCCAUUUGAUAUACUGCAUUUUAGCUCAAAACAUUUGGAGCUUUGUUUAUUUUUUUUUAAAAAUAUGAUCUUGUAAAGACCAGUUCAUAUUAAUUGUUAAUUUUAUUCUAAUGUUGGAAAGGGCGUUAAAUUAUUAUAUCGUGUUUUAAAUUGUUCAAAAAACAGAAAAUUAAACCAUAACUUUGUGUUAAAAAUAGUUAGAUAUCAUACAUUACCAAAGUAAUAUAAUGGUUUUUGGAAUAUUUGCCUAAUCGAGAUACAUCGGUAUCGUGAGCCAUGCAUCGUGAAUCGCAUCAUAUCGCGAUGUACCCUGAGGUUCCCAGCCCUACUGAAGUACUUUGUAUGAUUAUUGAAUAUAUGAGUUGAAGUGUUUCCAAAAAUUAAUUUAGCUUUUAUCUUGUUGUUUUUUUUUUUUUUUUUACUGAUCCAAAAAAUGAUCCGAACCGUGACCCUAAAACUGUGACACGAUCCGAACCAUUUUGUGAUCCGUUACACCCCUGCUUGACAACAGAAACUUUUGAGGAUAGAAGGAUGGAGAAUCAGGCCGUCUGCGCAGACUGCACUUCCAGGUCUCCAGCCAUGCGCAGACGGUCAAUGACUUCACUUGAUUAGUCUGACUUCUUCAUGAACACAUGAUGGGAUGUGCAAUGUGCCAGGAGAGGACUCGUACUGAAGUGGAGGAGUUCUUAUGUUUCUAUGUAUAUGAAAAUAUUUAUCUAGUAUAUAUAUAUAUAUUUAAGAGUAUCCGUGUUCUUGAGCAUUCCAGCUUCUGCAAACUGAGAAGAUGUAAGAGUUUGCAGUUUAUCACAAAGAAUUCAGUAUUUUCUGUCUAAUAUGCUGACACUUGUGUUUGUGAUUGUUUCGGUCACUGUCUUGUAUGUUUACAUGUUUGCAAAACAAUAAAUGGAAACCUGCUGUUGUUUGUGA